GUUGCAAAACAUUUGAUUUUAAGCAUUUUAGUUCAAAAUAUAGACGGUUCAUGUACCGGGAAACUUAUCAUAAAACUAAAUGUUCAUUAUAGAUUUCAUAUUUUACAUUAAAUUACGAUAGCAACGGUUAUAAAAAAAGAUUUGCAAAAUGGAUAUUCCUGAAACGGGUGCAAUAUUUACGCUUGGAAAAUCCUAUUUAUCAGAAAAUCACCAAAGCUAUUUUUUCAUAAAGAAUGACCCCAUUAGAAAAGUCGUGACGGGAGAUAAUCAAAGUGCAGUCAUUUGUGAAUCAGGACGUCUCUUUGUUUUCGGUGAAAAUCAAUACGGUCAAUUGUCUGCGGGAAAAGAGGUUAUUGCAAAACCUUCGUGUGUGAAAGAAAUAAAAAAUUUGGGCUAUAAAGUUCGGACUAUUGCCUUUUCUGACACAUUCAGCGUAAUUCUAACAGAAAAUAAUAAAAUAUUCUUCAAUGGUAAGUCAAUAUUCGGCAAUACCACACAAUGUAUUAUUCGACAUAAUUAUGAAAUUAUCGACUUUCAUAAGCGAUGUUUGGACGAUCAAGGAAAUUUUGAUGAUUUAGUUGAUAUUGCAGCUGGUCGAUCACAUUUUGUUGUACUCACAAAUAGUGGAAAGCUAUAUUGCUAUGGAUGUUUUGAUUCAUUCAAAGUAAAACAUCAGAGCGAAACAGUGAGGCGAAUAAGUGAACAUUUAAUAAUACGGAUCGCUAAGUGUGGCUCCACAUUUGUUGUAUUUAUUAGUGAUUGUAACGGUGUAUUUGUGCUUGGAAAUAUAAAUUCUGUCGAAUACACGCAAAUCACAAAGUUGAACAAAUCUGACCUUGCAGAUACAAUUUACAGCUUAUAUGUCUCAAAAAAGGACGAAAUAUUUUUAAUUAGUAGUUCUGGUGAUGUAUAUAAGAGCACAAAUGGGACCGAAAUUGAAUUUGAACGUAUAAUUUUAUUUAAUAAGAACGAUAACAUUCGGAAAUUCUGCGCAGGAAACGAUUUUGUAUGCGUUCUUACUGAUAAAAAUAAAUUCUUGACCACAUUUAACGAAAAGACAUCGGCGAAAACAUGUCGGCCACAUGAAUUAAAAAAAUUUCAAAAUCUCCACAUUUUGGAUGUAGCUGCGGGAUUACAUCAUAUUCUUUUAUUUGCUGUGUCAAUAAAAAUCAGUCCAUCCAACUCUCUUGAUAUUACGUCUUCGGAUGCGAAUGAAAAUAUUCUAAAUGAUUCUUUGCGAAAAAGCGAUUCUUCUAUGAAAAGCAGUGAAGAACUAUCUGCACACCAAGUACCACAAAAUAUUUCAGGCUUUAAGAAUAUCAUAAGCGAAAAACCGAUUCUUGCUAAGGAAAUACUCGAAAUAGUACAAUCGGAUAUAACGUACGCAACUAAUUCAAUUAACGAGUCAAAAGUCUCGAAAAUUGAUGUGAAAAAAAAUUCAAACGAAAAUAAAUUAAAAGCAGUUGAACUAGUGCAACACUUAUCCACCGAAAAAGAAAUUCAAGAUUCAAAUCAUUUACAGUUUAAUUAUCAAGCAGACAAUAUGGAUAUUGUUAGUAAAAAUAUUUCUAAUUUUGGAGACAGUCUGGUCAGUGAUAUAAAAUCUAUUACAACAGCCGGAGAAGAAAAACUAAAUGAUUUAACAAAAGAAACAGAAAAAAAAUUAAAAGAUGUUCCAAAAAACGUUAUUGACUAUGUCAAAACUUCCGUAGGCCAUGAAGAAGAUUUUCUCCAUGCAAAUAUAAAUGAAACAAAUACAUCAGAUUUAAAGAUAUCAGAACAGAAAAAUAAUGCAAUGAAUGAGAAUGACUUGUAUGUACCCAGAAAUGAGGACUUUAAUUUAAAUUCUGUGGAUAAUGAUGUUAAGUUCAUAGACAAUGGAAUGGAAAUAAAUAAUACAUCAAAUAUUAUACAAGCGAUGAAGGAUGAAAUCGAUGAAAUGAGCAAUGAUGUUAAAAACAAAUCUGAUGAAUUGACCGUGAAAUAUGAAGGUGUUAUCGACGAUGAGCUAUCGGAAGCAAAGGAAACAAUUUCAAGUAAAAUGUUUCACAUAAAAGAUGUUGGAAAAGAUAUAAUGAAAGAUGCAACGGUUUCAGCCGCUGACUUAAUUACCAAAAUCGUUCCAUUGAAACAUGAUUUGGAAGAAUUGGAUCUUGAAGCGGAUGGCGAUACUGAGCAAACAACUGCUUCAAUCAAAUCGGUCAAUACACCAGCCAAGAAUCAACUUGAAAUAGAGGAUAGUGUCGAUCAAUUGGAAACAAUUAAUGAAACACAGGCAAAUACUCAAAAAGAAAACGAAGGGCGAGUCAAACGAUUUUUCAGCGAAAUCAAAAAUAAUUGUAAAUCAUCUGAUACCGUUAUUGAGAUGGAAGAAAGUGCCAUGCAACAAAUAAAUCAAAUAAAAACCCAAUCCAUCAAUGACAUCAUGGAAAACAAUAAAACAUCCAAAGUUUGUACAAUUUUGUAGGUUGUUUAGAACUGAAGCAUUUUUAUGUUUCCCGUCCUUCCAUUUAUUAUGAUUCCAUUCAAAUUUGAUCCACAUAAAAUUGAAAUGUUUACAUUAUUCAUAAAUUUUAUAACGCUUUCCAAUUCAUUAAAUGUUGUAAUGUUAAUUAUUUGACUUACUUUAUUCACUUAUUAUAAUGUAUAAGUCUUCAGAUUUAUUAUUAUUCCUUAAUAUCACUUCCACAGCAGCCUGUAGUAAACCAGCAACACAGUUUCUAUAGAAGACUUGCCACCUAAAAGAAAUAAUAUAAUUUUUUAGAAACAAAAAAAAUAUAUAUGGAAUAUUGUAUAAAUCUCUACAACAUGCAAUAAAAAAAAUAAAAAAUUAAAAUGUGUAAAUAAUAAUAAAAAAAUUGAGCUAAGUCAAAGAUGCUGGCGUAUAAACAUUAACUACGGAAUCCCAACCGCAGUCGCCCAACUGAUUUGGAACCAAUCGAUUCCAGUCCAAACCAUAAUUUGAUUCCUUGUGGUGUGUUAUUAUUUCCAUUGCUUCAUCAUCAUACUGCCAAUUCCAAAUUCUAGAGGUGUGAUCAUAAGAAACUGAAGCUAACACACUUGAAUUAAAUGGUGAAAAUCGGACUCUUCGUAUAGCAUAUUCACAACCAUGCAACUCAAUAACUGGACUGGCAACGAAACGCAAGUCCCACAACCUUAUAUUAUUAUCUGAGCCCCCUGUGGCAACGAUAUUUUGAUCAAAUUCAUUCCAAUCACAGCACAAAACCUUUAAAAAGGAAAUAAAUAAAAACGAAUCAAUUUUUAUUGAAACAAAAGUAUCUUGGGGGAGACAACAAUUCCAAUAGAACGAAUAAUCACGAAAACGAACGUUAUUUAUUUUUUUCACUGUCUAUUUACAAAAUAAAUUUUCAAGUAAGAUAUUAUUGCACAUUAAAAUAAAGCGUUUUGUGAGUAAACUGGAAAUAUUUAAAAUCAACACUUUGCAGUAAAGUUGAAUAUCAUAUGCAAUAAUAUAAAAAAUCAAAUUAAAGAAUAUA
Messenger RNA from Contarinia nasturtii (swede midge), 3497 nucleotides. Its product is annotated as MATH and LRR domain-containing protein PFE0570w. Bases 149 to 2467 code for a protein of 772 amino acids. The transcript is spliced from 9 exons. Lineage: Eukaryota; Metazoa; Arthropoda; Insecta; Diptera; Cecidomyiidae. The record is from RefSeq and is a predicted model, not a curated record. Gene Ontology annotation, cellular component: cytoplasm. Gene Ontology annotation, molecular function: guanyl-nucleotide exchange factor activity.